AGCUGUGCCACCGCGCUAUUUCGUUAUUUCAAACCAUGGCGUACUACGGUCAACCUGCGCCUCAACACGAUCAAAAUUUCUUGUGGAACGUUUUCCAAAGGGUGGACAAAGACAGAAGCGGUGCAAUUUCUACAGACGAACUCCAACAAGCGCUGUCAAACGGGACAUGGACGCCUUUUAACCCCGAGACUGUUCGACAAAUGAUCGGAAUGUUUGAUCGCGACAACAAUGGGACCAUCAAUUUUCAUGAGUUUGCAGCUCUGUGGAAAUACAUUACAGACUGGCAAAAUACCUUCAGAACUUAUGACAAAGAUAAUUCUGGACAUAUAGACAAGAACGAGCUUAAGACAGCUUUGACUAGUUUUGGUUACAGAUUGUCAGACAGAUUUUAUGAGAUUUUGAUCAAAAAGUUUGAUAGGAGUGGACGAGGAGUAGUCAAUUUUGAUGAUUUCAUACAGUGCUGUGUGGUAAUACAGGUCAGUUUUACCAAUGAAUAA
Orbicella faveolata is the source of this 497-nucleotide messenger RNA. Its product is annotated as programmed cell death protein 6-like. Gene Ontology annotation, molecular function: calcium ion binding. The record is from RefSeq and is a predicted model, not a curated record. Lineage: Eukaryota; Metazoa; Cnidaria; Anthozoa; Scleractinia; Merulinidae.